AUGGCCGCGGCCGGCAGGGUAGUUCAAGGAAGCGUCGUGGAAGGCUAUGCUCCAAGAUACGUCCAGGCGACCGUCGUGAACCCCGAGCAGGGCGGGAACGCCCCUUAUGCGCAAGGCAACGUGCCCCCGAUGGCGCAGCCCUAUUCGAGCGGCCCAGACUGCGGGGCCCCGACGGUCAUCGGCACGCCCAUCGGCGGCCAACCGGUGGGCCAGCCAUACGGCAUGCGCCCGCAGGGCAUGGCCUACGCGCCGCAGGCUCAUCCGCCGAUGGGCAUGUCGUCCAACCCGUACUCUGGCUCCGGGUAUUCUGGCUCAGGGUACGGCCCCGGAGGAGGAGAAGCUUUCGACGAGCGCGCCGACUCCCCGAUGUGCCUGGCCGUCCUGGCGUGCCUGUGUUGCUGCCCGCUCGUGGGGAUCUGCGCGCUGGUGAAGUCCGCCGAGGUCUCCUCCGCGAACGCGAGGGGCGACUACAGUCUCGGUCACAUCAAGCGGAAGGAGGCAAUGAUGUGGAUCUACAUGACCGUGUGCUUAGGCAUGGCGUUCUACAUCGCGAACGUUGCCAUGGGAAACUACCAGAGCAAGAGCUGA
Messenger RNA from Prorocentrum cordatum, 588 nucleotides. Lineage: Eukaryota; Dinophyceae; Prorocentrales; Prorocentraceae. The record is from the annotation of a GenBank genome assembly.